Molecule: messenger RNA, 429 nt
Organism: Helobdella robusta
Lineage: Eukaryota; Metazoa; Annelida; Clitellata; Rhynchobdellida; Glossiphoniidae
Exons: 2
Coding region: 1-429 (142 amino acids)
Source: RefSeq, a predicted model, not a curated record
AUGGGAGAUUUUAACCCCCAUAUUGACUGGAAUCAUAGAGAAAGCAAAAAGCUGGCGGACGAACUGUUUCUGGAUGGAUUGCAUAAACGAAAACUUCCUUACUCAGCAUGUGAUGAAGCCAACAAGGGGAGAAAAUAUAUUAGAUUUAAUAAUAUCAACAGACGAGAACAUAAUAAAAGAAAAAAAAAACUGCGUUUGAAUACCCCACGUAUGUAUAAUCAUGUACUGCGCAUGGCUCUCGAACACAAAUUAAAUGAGGCUCUCAAAAGCCACAGUUUUACUGAUGUUAAGGAAAGUUGGCAAUUUAUGCGUGAUCUUAUCUAUCAAGUAUCAUUGUCGGUUCUGGGGGAAAAAGCUAUGAAAAAUGAGAAUUGGUGCAAAGCAAACUUGUCAGAAAUUGAAAUUGCAAAAAAAAAAGAGAAGCUUUGA